AUGAGUAAUUCAAAUGAAAAUAACGAAUUGGACAUAGACGAUCGUUUAAAGUCAAUGGAACAUUUGGUUUGUAAAGAUGAGAAAGAAAUAAUGAAAGUUAAUGAAAUUAUAGAAGAAGCUUCAAAUGUGUUAUAUAACUUUUCUAUAAAGCAAGAUGAUUAUUACAAAUAUAGUACGAUUGAUGAAGACUCUCAUUUGUAUUUUAAGAAAGUUAAUAACACUGAUGUGGGGAAAAUUGAUUUACUCUUUCAGGAUCCAUCAAAAUUUGAAAAAAUUAUACAAACCAUUUGGGACGAAAAUGGCACAAGAAAAUUUGAUCCAUAUUUUAUAGAAGGCAAAAUAUUGCGCAUAUAUGACAAGGAUACAAUUUUAGUGAGACAAAGUUACAAAGGAACUUUAGGAAAAGAGGGAAGAUAUUUUUAUAUUGUAGCUCAAAAAAAGAAGCUAAAUAAUAAUACGUAUCUUAUAACUUGCGUAUCCUUAAAUAUAAAUGAUAAUAAUGAAAAGUGCACAAGUAAUUUUAUUAAUCCAUUUAUACAUAGCGCUAAUUCCUUUACCCUAAACAUUGAAUGCGAUGAAAAUAUUAAGAAUUCGUCAUUAAAAAGGAUGUAUAUUAAUUUAUCUGGUUAUCAUAUUAAACGUGAAGAUAACUGUAUAAAAUUUACUUAUGUAUCUUCUAUUGAACUAGAUACGUCUCCUUUGAUUCCCCAAUUUAUUAUAAGAAAAGUCAAAGCGAAGAAAAUGUUGCAGUUAAAUACCUUAAGACAAAGUAUUUGA
Molecule: messenger RNA, 777 nt
Organism: Plasmodium reichenowi
Lineage: Eukaryota; Apicomplexa; Aconoidasida; Haemosporida; Plasmodiidae
Product: fam-a protein
Exons: 5
Coding region: 1-777 (258 amino acids)
Source: RefSeq, a predicted model, not a curated record